Messenger RNA from Cetraspora pellucida, 771 nucleotides. The record is from the annotation of a GenBank genome assembly. NCBI's taxonomy places the organism in Eukaryota, Fungi, Glomeromycota, Glomeromycetes, Diversisporales, Gigasporaceae.
AUGAAAUCUCGUCGUGACACUGGUAAAAAUAGUAGUACUGACCUUAUGCACUAUUUGGUUACAAAUUGUCAAUACAAGUCUGGAAGAAACUUAUCUGAUAAAGAAGUUGCUCAUAUCAUGAUUGCUAUGUUAAUGGCUGGUCAACACACAAGCUCAACCACUAGUGCUUGGGCCCUUCUUUACCUUGCUCAAACUCCUGAUUUGUUUAAUCAACUUCGUCAAGAACAAAUUAAAAUUCUUGGUUCUCUUGAUGUUCCUCUCACUUAUGAUUCUAUCAAACAAUUAUCCUUACAUGAUAAUGUUGUUCGUGAAACUCUUAGAUUACGUCCUCCAAUUCUUCAUAUCAUUCGAAAAGUUGUUCGUGAUAUGCCAAUCCCUGGUUCAAAUUAUGUUAUUCCAAAAGAUGCUUAUAUCCAAUGUGUUCCUGCUCUUUCCGCAAGAUCGAAUGAUUAUUUUGAUAAUGCUGAAGAUUUUAAUCCUUAUAGAUGGAAUGAUUUUGAUUUACAAAAUAAGGAACGUGAUGAUGAUCUUAUCGAUUAUGGUUUUGGUGCUCUUCAUUCCACUAGUGCUAAAUCUCCUUUUCUUCCUUUUGGUCGUCAUAGAUGUAUUGGUGAACCAUUUGCUUAUUUACAAAUUAAAACUAUCAUUGCUACUUUGGUUAGAAUUUUUGAUUUGGAAUUACUUAAUAAUAAAUUUCCUGAUUGUGAUUUCACUACUAUGAUGGUUCAACCUAAAAAUCCCAUGGUAAAAUACACUAGAGUAGAUUAUUAA